ACGUACUAUGUCCAGGCACUGGACCGCAUCCAGAACAAUGAGUCCGCGAUCAAGCCCAUUCUGCUCGGCAACCUGGAGGGCGACGGGACUAUCUGGGCACUCAGCUUCACCACCCUCCGGGCCGUGCUCGUGUUGUACCUGAAGCAGUUCGCGGACAACGUUACGGACGACCAGGUCUGCACACUGUACCCUGGCCAGAACAACACCAUCAUCAUGGCGGACUUUAUUUGUGAUUGGCAGUACAGGUGCCGUGCAUCUCUGUGGGCGAAGGCCUUCAUUGACCAGGGCGAGAAGAACGUGUUCCGCUACACCUAUGGUGUGUGGUAG
Messenger RNA from Phanerochaete carnosa HHB-10118-sp, 327 nucleotides. RefSeq lists its product as uncharacterized. NCBI's taxonomy places the organism in Eukaryota, Fungi, Basidiomycota, Agaricomycetes, Polyporales, Phanerochaetaceae. The transcript is spliced from 2 exons. The record is from RefSeq and is a predicted model, not a curated record. The annotation marks the transcript as partial.